GUAAAAAUGGUGUAUCUGGCAGGUGUCGCCUUCUGGCGACGAACUAGUAUAACCAAUCAGUCUAAGGGGAGGUUAUGUCGGGACAAGUAAAUUGUAUUAUCCGUGGAGUGUUGUGUUUUUAAUGAACAACAAAAUCAAUGGUAGCCGAAUAUGGCUGAAGAAUUGCUUGUGGUACUAAAUCGGAGUGAGAAUGCAGGCUUCGGGUUUUCUUUGCUAGGGGAACCUGGUCUACCACCUAUUAUUUAUAAUAUACUAGACGAUUCUCCAGCGGCCGAAAGUGGUGAGGUGGAGGUUGGAGAUGUAAUUUUAAAAGUUAACGAAACAGAUGUGAUACGAUUUAGUACGAAAGAAGUUCUCAAAUGCCUCCGUUUAUCAGCGGAUCCAGUCAUAUUAAAAAUCAAACGGGAUCCAAAAAUCAAAGCAAGUGUUCGAAAGCACCUUCUCUCAACUAGCGGCGAUAUCGAAAAACCUUCAAAACUUCCAGCCGUUCAUACAGCAAACAUAACCUCAUUUUCUAACUUAAAUAGCAAAUCGGAAUCUGCAGCUUAUAAGACUCACAAUGCUGUGGUGCGACACGGCUCAGCAACAAACGGUAGCUGCUCCGAACGGGAACCACUACUGCACCAUCACGACCACGACGAAGUGCUGCGACCUCUGGAGAACGAACAACACGAAAGAUUGCAAUGGCAACCGUUGGCAGCGCACGGGAACGAGACCACGAACAAAUCGAAAAGCCACGGUCAACCGAAAUUCGAGGCGUAUAUGAUGACGGGAGAGCAUAUCCUGAACAUUUCGCGGAUGCCACAGACCACCGCCAUCGUACCUAAGCAACAAAAGAAGAUGGACAACCUGAGGUACCAUAACAGCCACGCCCACCACCUGAGGCAUCAACAGCACAACUCAGUGCCGAACAGCCCCAACGAGUCCGAUCUGGGCCAUCGAGGCAGCAACGCUGGGAAAUCUGGUCCGAAUUCCGCAUCAACUUCCCCAAUCAGUGCCAACAAGAGGGAUCAGCACCAGCCCUCUCCUGCUGAUCCCUAUAACUUUGUGAGGACAAGUCGAUCAGAGGACCAAUUACAAGGUCAAAAUGACCUUUACAACGUCAGCGUUGCCAACUCGGAAGCCGACGAGGACGUCACGAGUUCCCUCAACACGUUGCUCGACACCCGGCCGGACUCGGUUACAGCGAAUUGCAACAGCGACAGCGACCGAAUCGUGUGGACCUACAACGCCCCCAUUUCCGACCAACAGAAGUUCGCGCACGCGCUCUCGAACGGAAGCAGUUCGUCUCACAGCAACGUUUCGCCGACCUCCUCCAGCCCUCUUCAUUCUUCCGGUUCGCCUGCUUCACCCACUUCAGUGUCUUCCUCUGUGAUGUCCAGCCAUUCGGGAUCAAAACGAACGCCUUAUGGUCUCUCAAACGGACCCAUGGGACAGCUGCCUGGCGGCGGCGACUACAGCGUCUCCGAAGCAGUGUCGAACAUUUCGAGUCCCGAUUACCAUGAUGACGACAUUGUCGGUUUGCGCGAUUGCGUCAUGGAAAUCAGUGACCAUAGUGAUAGUGACAGUACUUUGUUAGUGUCCGAACCUCGUCAGAGGCACGUCAGGGUGCACAAUAGUAGUUCGACGGGAGGGAAUUCGGAUAGUAGUGAUCAUCGCAUUGUGAUACAAGUGAAAGGACCCGACAAAGAUAGGAAUAGACAGAGUGAUAGUAUGUCUACGUUACGAGGAGAUAAUGAUGGAUAUCAGAUGUCUAACGAUAUGGUGCAAGAAUUCGAGCACGAGGAAGAUGGUUUCCGGGAGAUCACGAACAAAUCUUCGCCGCUGUCUUCUGAGGACGAAAGCGACGUUGAGAGUCUUCAUAGUUUCCACUACUCGCCGAAGGCAGUUGACAUGCCUUCUGCCAUCAGGCUCGCGAAGAGGUUGUACGGUCUGGACGGGUUUAAGAAGUCCGAUGUGUCCAGGCAUCUUAGUAAAAAUAAUGAUUUUAGUCGAGCAGUGGCAGAAGAAUACCUGAAAUACUUCGACUUUGAAAGAGAUACCUUAGAUAUAGCGUUAAGAAAGUUCCUGAAGCAAUUCUCUCUCACCGGCGAGACUCAAGAGAGGGAGCGUGUACUAGUUCAUUUUUCCAAGAGAUAUUUAGACUGCAAUCCCGGAUCUUUCAAUUCUCAAGAUGCCGUUCACACUUUAACCUGUGCCAUUAUGUUGCUCAACACAGAUAUACAUGGCCAAAACGUAGGAAGAAAAAUGACUUGUAACGAAUUUAUCGAAAACUUGGCAGGACUAAAUGAGUGCGAGAACUUUCCGAGGGAUGUCCUCAAACAGCUGUAUCAUGCAAUUAAGAAUUAUCCUUUGGAAUGGGCGCUGGACGAGGAAAGCGAAGACAGAAACAGCGUACAGGUACAACCGAGAAACACGGAAAGCAUGAACCUCAGCGGCAAUCCGUUCCUGGAAGUACCCAUCUCAGCCAAUGCCGUGGAAUACAAGAAGGGCUACGUCAUGAGGAAGUGCUGCUACGAAGCUAACGCCAAAAGAAGCCUUUGCUGCAUUUUUCUAGCACCCUUUCACAAGCGUAGUUGGAAGAUGUUCUAUUGCACCCUCCGAGACCUGGUGUUGUACCUCCACAAGGACGAGAACGGAUUCAGGAAGAACCAAAUGGGCGACAAUCUUCACAACGCGAUCAGGAUACAUCACGCGCUGGCGACCAAGGCUUCGGACUACACCAAGAAACAGUACGUGUUUCGGCUGCAGACCGCCGAUCAAGCGGAGUAUUUGUUUCAAACGAGUGAUUCAAAGGAAUUGCAAUCUUGGAUAGACACGAUCAAUUUUGUGUGUGCCAGUUUUUCGGCGCCGCCUUUAGAAGCAGCAGUGGGAUCUCAGAAGAAAUUCCAGAGGCCGCUGCUACCGUGUAGUCAUACUAAAUUAACAUUGAGAGAGCAAUUAGCAGAUCAUGAGGAGAGAGUAAUGAGACUGGGAGCUAUGUUAGACGAUCACCGGAGAUCGCCACCGGAGAAAGGAUCAAAAUCGCAGGUCAUUCAAAACUACAAAGAAAAGGAAGCUUACUUAACUUAUGAACUGAAGCGGUACAAAACUUAUAGCCUCAUGUUACGUUCCAAAAUGUCACAUUACCCGGAACUGACGGUCAGCCUGGUGGAGCACUCUAUCGGCGAGGUGGACGAAUCGUUGGCGGGAGCGACCGGACCGUCGGUGUGCUUGCUGGACAACACGGAGGGCGGCGUUGUCGCGCCGCCCCUGCCCGACCGACCGUCUCCCACUGUCAAUAGGUGUAGUUUUACUCUUGUGCACAUUAUUUACUAUCCCGAUGACAAAUCAAUGCUCCUAAGGGAUAGGGACGAUCCCGAAUAGGAAGUCUUAGGAGUCGCUGACCGAAAACCACUCUUAGAGACGCGACGACUAGUCGGUAUGCGCCUGUCCAGUGCAAUAGGAGACAGACAAAACAAAUUUUAAGAGUUUUUUUUUAAAAACUCCUCUUCAUCCCGAUGUGUGUCAAAGAAGUUAAAUUUAUCGUUUAAUUCUAGCGUGCGGAAUUGUCCGUGUAGGAUGGCAAAGUUUGGUUAAUUAUUAUUCAGAAACGUAAGCUUUAAUAAUAAUAAAGUAAAUAGUAAUAUUUACAAUGGUAAUAUUUUGAAAAAAUCGAAGAGUGGAGCAUAUACAGGGUGUCCAGAAACUCUACCGACAAACGAAGACAGCAGAUUCGUCAGAUAAUUUUAAGACAAUUUAACCACAUUCACCUAGUCCGAAAAUGCUUCCUAAGGAAGCUAGAGCUCUUUGAAGAUGGCGUCUUCUAAUUAGUUUUUCUUAAAUACCUCCAGAAGGCAUUUAGUUAGAAAAACGAAAAUUGGUACGCAUAUUUAUCUUCCAUAGAUUAAUCGAUUCUAUUCAUUGCGAAUUUCUAGUACCUGUCAUAGGCGUCCGUUUUGGGUAGGGCAAUGGUUAUUUUAUCGCAUAACUUAUUUGUCUUUAAAUUUUAAGUAUUUUUAACUACGGAUUAUUAAAUUCUGAGGUAUUCUAGUACUAAAAGGUACUCUUGCUUUAAGUCGGUAGGACACACCGUUUUCUAGAAAAAUCGAUUUGAAAAUAUUUCGUCUCUUGAAUUAAAAAAAAAAAAUUUUUUUUUCAAAAAGAACGGUGUAUUUUACCAACUUAAAGCAAGAGUAACUUGAGUAACUAGUGUCAAAAAUGCUUAAAAAUUAAAGACAAAAAAGUUAUACGAUAAAAUAACCGUUGACCUACCCAAAUCCGACGCAUAUGACCGAUACUAGAAAUUCGCAAUUAAUGAAAUCGAUUCAUCUUUGGAAUAUAAGUAAACGUACAAGUUUUCAUUUUCCUAAAUAGUUAUUUUUUGAUUUUUUUUUAAUUCAAAAAACGAAAAAUUUUCAAAUCGAUUAUUCUAGAAAACGGUGUAUUCUAUCGACUUAAAUAAAGAGCACCUUUUAGUGCUAGAAUACCUCACAAUUUAAUAAUCCAGAGUCAAAAGUACUUAAAAAUGAAAUACAAAAAAGUUAUGCGAUAAAGUAACCGUUGCCCCAUCCAAAACGGACGCCUAUGACCGGUACUAUAAAUUCGCAAUAGAUGGAAUCGAUUUAUCUCUGGAAGAUAAAUAAGCAUACCAAUUUCUGUUUUUCUAUAUAGACGCGUUCCGGAGGUAUUUAAGAAAAACUAAUUACCAGACGCCAUCUUCAAAUAGCUCUAGCUCCCUUAGGACUAGGUGAAUUGGGUUAAAUUCUCUUAAAAUUAUCUGAGAAAUCUCCAGUCUUCGUUUGUCGGUAGAGUUUCUGGACACCCUGUAUAGUAUCAGGAAAGAAUUUAACGUAGGCAUGCGCUUUCAACGGUAGAAACUGAGAGAAACAUAUUUAAAACGAUAUAGAUUAAGGGCCGGCUCUCCAAACCAAUUAUUCUUUUCUUAGGUAUGCUUUUGAUGUUUGUGUAAGAGCAGCGGUGCCAAGUAUUCGAAGUUAGACAAUCGUAAGCUGUUGUUCUAAUUAUUAUUGUAUUUUAUAGUACGGAUAUUCGAACUUACUUAUAUUCUAUUGAACAAGAAAUUAACAAAGUGGAAAAAAUAAUAAUUUAAAUAAAAUAUUAAAUUAAAAAUAAUAUGAAAAAUAAUAUAUUAUUUUUUUGCACAAGAAACAAAUAUAAUUUGACGGUCAGUUAGAUCCUAAUUGUGGAAUUAUCUAACUGAAACAGUAUUUUGUAUGCAUGUUUCGAUGAGUAAAUUCUAAUUUUAGAGAUUUUUGUAGCAACAGAAGAGUACCAUAUUUAUAUUAUAUAGAUUUUCUUCCAGUACUUCGGUACAGUUUUAAAAAUUUAUAAGAUUUUCAAAUACAAGAUAGCAGAUGAUCUGCUAAAUGUAACAAAAACGACAUAUCAUAGCUGUAGGAUGAUUUUAUGCAUAGUUGAAAUUUUAUUCACUACAGGAAUUCCUGUUUUAAUGCUAGAUUUUAGCGGGUUUAGCAGAAUAGGUACCUACUAAUAGACAGACAUUCUUCUUUUUCUGGUGCCUAGCAGUAACGAAUGUUGGGAAUCAUUCCGGCAAUGAUAAUCUUAUUAACUGCUGCCUUGAAAAGCCCUGUAGUGGAUGUCGCAAACCAGGUUCUCGAGUUCCUGAGCCAAGAUAUUCUUCUUCUUCCGACGCCUCUUUUACCAUUCACCUUUCCUCUUUUACCAUUCACCUGCAAAAGGGAUUUUAACAGGUUAUAUUUUUUUCAUUUCUUGUGAUGUGGCCUAAAUAUUCUAAUUUUCUUCUUUUCACCGUGCACAUCUCUUUGUUUAGUUUUUGGAGUAUUUUGCCAUUUGAUAUUUUGUCCAUCCAGAAUAUCUUAAGAAUUCUUCUAUAUGUCCACAUUUCGAACGCAUCCAGUCUAUUCGUUGUUGCUUCCGUUAGAGUCCAAGAAUCUACUCCAUAUAAGAUGUAGAAUAUAUAACAUCGGAGGAGUCUGAGUUUCAGUUCUAAAUUCAAAUUGUGUGAUUUGAACAGUUUGGACACUUGGAUGAAUGCUGCCCUUGCUUUUUCUAUUCUAGCUUUUAUUUCUUGGGAGUGGUCCCACUGCUGGGACACGUUCUACUACUUUUUGGUUGAUGGUAAACUGUACCUUCUCAAUGGUGAUUAUCAUGACUUUAGUUUUAGAAGUGUUAAUUUUUAGUCCAUAUUUGCUACUAACUUCUGCUUCUUUGUUCAUUCAAAGUUGUAACCCUUGUGCAGUGUCGGCAAAGAUAACGGUAUCAUCGGCAUAUCUAAAAUUGUUUAAUAGUUCGCCCUUUAACAGGUUUCCUUCUUCCAUGUGUUCUAGCCCCUUGGGUUUCUUGGAAAGUUGCCUCUGAAUAUAAAUUAAAUAUAAGGGGUGAUAUACAUUCUUGUCUAAAUAUUUUUAUAUCAUCUGUUACUUCAUAUUGACUUUAACGGAAGUUGACUGAUUCCAAUAUAAUUUCUUGAUUUUACGUAAAUCUUUGCCGCCAAUUCCCGCAUCUUGUAAAACAUCCAUCAUUUUGUUCUGUUGUAUUGUGUCAAACGCCUUUUGGUAAUCGAUGAAACAAGCGUAUACACUACAGUUUAUGUCCCGACAACGCUGGAACAGAACUUGUAUGUAUACUAAACAGAGCUUCUCUUGUUCCUAAACCUUUCAUAAAACCAAAUUGCGUUGGGAUACUUGUUCUUCGCAGAUUCUGUAAAGCCUUCGAUGUAAUAUUUUUAAAAAUAAUUUCAACAAGUGGCUCAUUAAGCUGAUUGUUCGUUAGUCACUACACCUUUUGGAACCUUGCUUUUUUGGCAGAACUAUAAAUUCUGAUCGCAGCCAUUCUCUAUGUAUUUUGCCACUGUUAUAAUAUAUCUCGUUGAAUAUUCUAGUUAUUUCUUUUUUGAAUUCCUUAUCGAACACAUUGCGUGCGACGUCGCUCAUAUGUAUAUGAGAAACACAGAUAUUUUGCCAGGGGCCACGUUGCUCAUUUUUGCUCUACACGUAUGACUAACUUUCAUGGCCGUGGAUAUCAAUGGCCCCUGAGAGUAGUAUCCCGAUUAAAGCGUGGCACGCAAUGUGUUAAAGAUCUCAGCCUGAACUUCAUCUGGGUCGGGAGCCUUUCCGUCUUUCAUUGAUGUCGCAUUGAUGGUUCUGCAACUAUAGAGACGUCUGUAAGCACUCUUGGGUUCGGUACUCGGCGUUUCUUAUCUUCUUUACGAAAAAUCCCACGUUUUUCCAUGAUCACGCGUUUGAGAUGGCAAAGGGAACGUUUUAACUGAACAACAGUGGUUGUUUCUUCCUGAUCCAGUACAGAAUCCAAACUCGGAACAAAAAUAUGUAAAAUUUCCAACCAAAACACAUUUACUAUACGCUCUUCUUCUCUGAGUUCUGUGUUGGUGCUGUUUAAGAUCAGAGCGGCACCCAGUUUUUUUAUUGGAUCGGGAUGGCCGCUGAAGAAGCGCAUGUUUUUUAUAAGAACUUUUAUGCUUAUGGCGACCAAUGAACGAUAGUAUUUUCCUCUGAAGUUUCACUAGCUCGGGCUCAGUUUCCUCUAGGACUUUUCGUUUUUUUAAGGCUUUCAUAGUUUUACGUCGUUUUUAAACGGGUUGAGUGCUGUAGCCUUUGAGAGAUUUGCUGCGCAAGAAACUAUCCAAACUGGGGAUUAUUUUACCUAAAAACUGCUCGAAGUCUUAAACUGGUAACACCUUCUGUCAGUGUUCUAACGUUUCUACACCCAUCUCCGCCAAAGGCAAAUAACUCCUCCCCACCUAAAAGACGUUUACAAAUGGAGUAACGCAUAAACGGAGAGUAUGCGUGAUGAUACUAACAGGAGUCUCUAGCAGCACUUGUAGCGAAGAAAUUAGCAAAUCGACAGACAGACAUUACUAAGUUUAAAUGGUUGAUCGGAGAACGUAAGAUAAGUAAACAUAUACGAAAUAAAAACACUAUCCAAGUUGGCAACAUGCUCUCCGAGUAGCGUAAGUUACUAGUUUCUUCCAGUUACUGUUAUUGACUAUCUGUGUUACGUUGCUGUUUUCUGUUCUGUGUUGGAUAAGAGAAGUUUUUGUUUAGUUUUUUAUAUUGCAGCUCCAUAAAGAAGCAUAUUCCUGGCUUUAUUCCGGUAUUAUUACAGGGUCCACUGCUUCGAUCAGUCAUCUUCACCUGGUUUGAUCCAGGACGUCAUAUAACGUGGCAUUGACAUUGGAAUAUUGAAGAACAUUUAUAACGAUACAUUUUUUAUUUAAAAAUUGGAGGAAAAAUCGGAUUAACGUACAAUUACGUAAGCUUUUCAUUUUAAUGAUGCCGUACCAAAGAUUUGGUAUUAAAAGUAUUAUACAUAGUUUGCUGUCCUACAUGUUCAAUUCCGCAACAUCAAAUAAUCAUUAUAAAUCGAUUUUAAGAAGAAAAAAAAGACAUAACACAUUGCCAAAGAGAUUUGUAUUUAAAAUUGAAAAUAUUAUGGUAUUAUGUCAUUUUAGCAUUUAUAUCUUUUUUGCUUAUCGUUUUUACCUGAUAAUUGACGUAUUAGGGCUUUUUGCUGAUUUUAUAUAAAUAUGUAUAUUGUAGCUUAACUGUACAUUUUUAUUUUAAAUAUACUAUCCUGUUUACAA
Diabrotica virgifera virgifera (western corn rootworm) is the source of this 8587-nucleotide messenger RNA. RefSeq names its product PH and SEC7 domain-containing protein (gene Efa6). The coding region runs from base 151 to 3366 and encodes 1071 amino acids. Gene Ontology annotation, biological process: regulation of ARF protein signal transduction. Gene Ontology annotation, molecular function: phospholipid binding; protein binding; guanyl-nucleotide exchange factor activity. The transcript has 18 exons. Lineage: Eukaryota; Metazoa; Arthropoda; Insecta; Coleoptera; Chrysomelidae. The record is from RefSeq and is a predicted model, not a curated record.